AUGAAUGCACUGCUUGGCCGCCCCUUCACUCUCUCCCUUCUCAGUUACCCUGUCCGCCUCAGCAACACCAGUGGUGGACACAGUCGCUUUUCGGCUGAAAUGUUGAAAGCGACUGCUUAUCUCUCUACUGGCCUCAACUGGGCUCGAUGGCGAGAGCUGAGCGCACUGGAUUCGUCAGCCACUAAUGGUCGACAUCACACUCCCACCUUUGACUCUCUUGUCUUGCCACGCUUUAGGUUCGUAAAAUUAGGCCGUGGCGCCUCCUUUAUAUUCAUAUAG
Messenger RNA from Protopolystoma xenopodis, 279 nucleotides. The record is from the annotation of a GenBank genome assembly. NCBI's taxonomy places the organism in Eukaryota, Metazoa, Platyhelminthes, Monogenea, Polystomatidea, Polystomatidae.